AUGGCCGAGAAAGGUUAUAAUUUAAGACCCAACCGUAAAAAUUCUAACCUAAACCCAAAUGACGACUACGACUACAACAAAACUGACAGCGAGAGCGAGAUUGAAGAAGAAGGUCUCCAUGUUGAUGACAUCACACGCACGGACACAGAACAAAAAACACAUCCACAGCAGACAUCAGAACUCACAGAGGAAGAAAGCAACGAGUCCAUGGACCAAUCAGACACUAGUAUUCCCAUUUCUACAAGUCUGUUUGCAAAUGUUGCCACUGAACUGUCCAGUAAACAAAGUCUGAAUGUUUCCAAAAUGCCAGGUGAUAGCCAAGGUCACAUUAGCGGAUCAAUAACCCAGACACCCGCACCCGAACACAGCCGAUCGUUACCGAACAUAGCCGACGCCGACGAACGUCACCCAGACCCAGACGACCUAACAACACGGCAACGGAACAACCCUAGUGCAACUGUCGGUGCAACAGCAACUGUCACAUCAACACUAAUUGCACCAUCAGAUAUUAAUACUUUAAUUGCCCUCAUGACUAAACUAGACACUAAAUUGAGCAACAAAAUUGACGAAUCUCAUGCUAAAAUUGACAGCAAAAUUAUCGAAUCCCAUGCUAAAAUUGACAGCAAAAUUAACGAAUCCCAUGCCGAAAUUAACAGUAAAAUCAACAGCAAACUCAAUGAAUUAAAAGUUGAACUCACUCAAAGCUUCAAUGAUAAAAUUGAUGCUAAUAGCCUAGAAAUUCAAGCUUGCAGAAACGCGCUAGAAACUCAAAUUUCAGAAAAUCGUGAAAGUCAAAAUAAAUUCCAGAUCGAAAUAAACUCAAUUAAGAUCACUCAGACAACACAAGCUGAGGAAAUCAUUAAACUUAAUGAAAAACUCACACAAAAAAUUGAUGAAUCACAAGAUCAAAUGAGACAAUUCGUCAUUGAUAAUCUUACACAACAACAAUCAAUAUCUGAUAAUAAAAAUCAACAGAGACAAAAUGACAUCCUAUCUGCUGUCAAAACACAAUUGGUAAUGCAUGAACAGAAUUUUGACCAAAAAAUUGAAGAACUUUCUCAACGAACCAGGCAAGAAUCCGAACAGAAUUCUAAAGCUAAUUUGGCCAUCAUACAAAACGAAAUUCUCCCAAAACUCACCAUCCAAAACAAAACUUUAGAAUCUCAGCAAGCGGAAAUCCAAAGUUUAAAUCAAAAUCUGACUAAAUGUGAACAAGAAGUGGAAACCCUCAAACAGAGCAAAACAUUUGAAAACUUCCAAGGCCCAAUCAAAAUUAUAUGCAAUGGAAAUGAAGAGAAAGACCGACAAAUACCAAAAUUCAACGGCCGAAGUGGCAACCCAAAAGAAUAUCUUAAUAAAUUUAAAAGAUAUUACGACAGAGGACUUGAGCGAAACAGUAAUAAUGACCCGAUUGAAUAUCUCAAAGACCUGCUAGAAACUUCAUUCGAAGGUCCCGCCUUAAGAUGGCUACAACUUGUAAAGACUGACUUAAGUUCCUGGGAACAAUUUUCCAACGAAUUCGAAGCUAAAUACUGGUCAAGAGAAGUACAACGCAGCUUAAGAGCCAAAAUCGAAUCAGAAAAAUACCGGUCAAAUGGCACCCUCAGCCGCAGUGAAUACCUUACAGAACGUGUAAUUUCACUCCAAUCUAUGAGCCCUUGCCUAACCGAAGAAGAAAUUGUGACACUGAUGGCAGAGAGAUUUGACUCCAUCGUACAAGACUGCAUCAAUGUACAGAACAUCACCACCGUACGUGCAUUAGAAAGACUUCUACAACGUGAAGAUCUCAAAGAAGGACCGAAGAAGACACGCACCAACAACCAGAAUCACAACAGCUCAUCCAACAACCGACCGACAACUCCAAAUCAACAACCACACAUUUAUCAUCAAAACGGCCGCUACGAGAAUCAGAGAGCGUACCAACCCAAGAUACCUUCAUAUCACAACAAUUCAUACAACAACAAUCACCAACACAGAAAUUAUCCAAAUCAUCAAAAUUACCGUCCUAACUACAAUCAUCCUACUUACGACCGAAACCAUGAAAACAAACCAUAUCAACGAGACAGAUAUCCUCCACGUAACGGUGACAACAACCAACGGACCUACAGAAACCACCCAACCCAAGAACAAGCUCAGCUUUGCGCAGUAAUAAGACAAAAUAACUACGUGCCAAGUGCUCCUCCAAAUAACCAAUCAUCACACAGUUACGAGCCACAGACUCAUCCUGCACCAAAUAUACAGGAAAACGGUUCGGCGCUGUAA
Macrosteles quadrilineatus (aster leafhopper) is the source of this 2262-nucleotide messenger RNA. RefSeq lists its product as uncharacterized. Lineage: Eukaryota; Metazoa; Arthropoda; Insecta; Hemiptera; Cicadellidae. The transcript has a single exon. Bases 1 to 2262 code for a protein of 753 amino acids. The record is from RefSeq and is a predicted model, not a curated record.